AUGGAGCCGCUAAAGCAAGCACUUGGGAGGUUGAGGAGCAAUGACAGUGGGCUAUGUUCGUCUCAGCAAGAGCUUAAUGAUAAGAUACGCAGCUUCGAAUACCAAAGUCAACACGAGAGCAAUACAUUAAACGAGGAGAAGCAGCUUAUCAAAGAGAUCAGUAAGCUUGAGAGGACGAGAGGUGAUGUCAUUGCUAAUGAGGCAUCGAGAGCCAGAAUCAUUGAGUCUUUUGGUCUUAAAGAAGAUAUCCAAGAUCAAGUUAAGUCAAUGAGCUCUGAUCUGGACGGAUUUAAUAAGGAGAGGCAGGCGAUUUCAGAAAGGAUUAGUGAGCAGAGUGAAAAGAUUAAUGCUUCGAAAGAUGAGAUUAAAGUGCUUGAAGAUGAGCUGAAGAUUGCGACUGAGAAGAGGAACGAAUCUUAUUCAAACAUUAAAGUGCUAUCCUCUCCUUCCGAAUUUCGGAUCACGUUUGGAUGUACCAAGUUAUACGCGCUCCCUAGAUUCCUGAUUCUACUGCCUGCAUCAAUAGCUAUGCAUUAUGCUGUCGAUAAUGGUUCUCCAAAGUGGAUUAGAUACAACUGA
This is a messenger RNA of Microthlaspi erraticum, 579 nucleotides long. The record is from the annotation of a GenBank genome assembly. Lineage: Eukaryota; Viridiplantae; Streptophyta; Magnoliopsida; Brassicales; Brassicaceae.